Messenger RNA from Lepus europaeus (European hare), 1700 nucleotides. It is a transcript of the gene DPT, whose product is annotated as dermatopontin. Gene Ontology annotation, cellular component: extracellular matrix. Gene Ontology annotation, molecular function: extracellular matrix structural constituent. Bases 35 to 643 code for a protein of 202 amino acids. The transcript is spliced from 4 exons. Lineage: Eukaryota; Metazoa; Chordata; Mammalia; Lagomorpha; Leporidae. The record is from RefSeq and is a predicted model, not a curated record. Gene Ontology annotation, biological process: collagen fibril organization.
AGGGUGACAUUUUUUUGCCAGGAGCCCAGGCAGCAUGGACUUCUCUCUCCUGUGGGCACUUUUGCCAUUGGUCACCAUGGCCUGGGGCCAGUAUGGCGACUACUAUGGAUACCCGUACCAGCAGUACCAUGACUACAGCGAUGAUGGGUGGGUGAAUCUGCAUCGGCAGGGCUUCAGCUACCAGUGUCCUCAUGGGCAGGUGGUGGUGGCCGUCAGGAGCAUCUUCAGCAAGAAGGAAGGCUCUGACAGACAAUGGAACUACGCCUGCAUGCCCACACCCCAGAGCCUCGGGGAGCCCACCGAGUGCUGGUGGGAGGAGAUCAACAGGGCUGGCAUGGAAUGGUACCAGACAUGCUCCAACAAUGGCCUGGUGGCCGGAUUCCAGAGCCGCUACUUCGAGUCAGUGCUGGAUCGGGAGUGGCAAUUUUAUUGCUGUCGCUACAGCAAGAGGUGCCCAUAUUCCUGCUGGCUAACAACAGAAUACCCAGGGCACUAUGGUGAAGAUAUGGACAUGAUUUCCUACAAUUAUGAUCACUAUAUGCGAGGAGCAACAACCACUUUCUCUGCAGUGGAAAGGGAUCGUCAGUGGAAGUUCAUAAUGUGCCGGAUGACUGAUUACGACUGCGAGUUUGAAAAUGUUUAGAUUUGCCACACAUCAAAUCUGGUGGGAGGGAAAGGGGCCAGGAGUCCCAGGGGUGCCCACAUGUGUUCACAUCUGUUGGAUCUCCUGUAGCUAUUUUUUCUCCUCUCUUUUCUUCUCCCUGAGCUGGUGGCCACAGUGCCAGCUCCCUGGGACUUUCUGCCUAGUAUCACACUUAUAAUUAAAUCCACAAUUAAACCAUGUUUUCCACUUUCAACACAACUCAUAAGCUGCCAUUCUCGGUAACCAGCGAUGGCUUCCUUGUACACCACAUAUACAGCAUGCAUGUACAUAGCCUGCCUCCUGGAACACCUGCCACAGCCUGGCUAUGGCUUUUAGGACAAAAUGGGCUGCACCUUCAGAUAAUGGAUAGUAGGGGUAGAGCUUGAAGAAGGGAGCAAUGAAGAUUCUCUGUAGUCACAUCUGUUUGAAUGACACCCUGGGUCCUCACCAGAGGUAGGGCUUCUGCCCUUAGGGCACACAGCUUCUGCUGUCCCCUCCACAUGAGCCAGGCAUGCUAAGUCCAAGUACAGAGCUCUGAGCUCCAGCAGUGAGGGGACUGGGGGGGUGGUGAAAUGAGGAAAUGAAAGUUUUGGGACAGAGUUGAAAGAUUUAGAACUUCCUAAUCAGAAGAUAAAUGUUGGCAUAUCCAGGAAUGAGAAGAUUGCAGGAGCCAGGGGCGCCUGUUAGAAUCAGUUUCAAGUAAGAUAGAAACAAAGAAGAAAAAAAAUGUCUGAGAAUGAGAUUCAGAUUGGGAACUGGCAGGGGACCCGUGUUGCUUGAGAGUGGCCAGGAUGAGUUUGGAAAUGGAAAAAGGCAUUUGAGUCACUGGCACCUAAAGGCAGACCCAGGAUUCUUGUGAAGUCUGCGUUUGCCCUGAAGAAAUGGAGAGCUACCGGCAAACUCACCUGGAAAGACUGCCCUGGGCAUCUGCCUAUGUGUGGCUCAGGGGUGUCUUCUACAAUGAUGGUACCGUCUUUUCUUCCUCUUGUGAUGUCUUUGUCCCCAGCCCUUCGUAGUCUCUUGCUCAUAAAAAGAAUAAAAGUAUUAUCAUUUACUA